This is a messenger RNA of Ochlerotatus camptorhynchus, 1365 nucleotides long. RefSeq names its product tRNA:m(4)X modification enzyme TRM13 homolog. Gene Ontology annotation, biological process: tRNA methylation. The record is from RefSeq and is a predicted model, not a curated record. NCBI's taxonomy places the organism in Eukaryota, Metazoa, Arthropoda, Insecta, Diptera, Culicidae. The transcript has a single exon. The coding region runs from base 23 to 1348 and encodes 441 amino acids.
CGAUCCGACGAUAAUUCCCAUUAUGGAUUCCACGGAUGAACCCGCCGAAAAGCGACCAAAACCGGCUGCUGCCGCAACAGAGGUCUCCGAUGUGGUAUGCGUAGAAAACGAUGUGCGAUGUCGGUACUUUGUCCAACGGAAGAAGCGCUACUGUAAGAUGACGGUCGGCAAAGGUAAGCUGUACUGUGGUGAACACGAGGUACAUGCCGACAGUGGAACUCAACAGCAAGAUGUGCCAGGUAGCGGUCGAAUCCCAUGCCCGUUGGAUCCGAAGCAUUCCAUAUCGGCAGCAAAGCUGGACAAGCACCUGAAGAUUUGCAAUGCCAAGCCGAAGGAACUGCCGGAAUACAUCGAACCGGGGAUCAAUGCCGAGUCUGACGGGGAAGGUUGCGAUCUGGUGAACGAAGAGAAAGAUUUGAAAUUGUCGGAUGUUCCGCUGGAGGAGUUGGAAUCGUUGGUGAAGAAGAUAGAGGACAUUUUUGAGGUGACGCAGAUUGGGGUGAUUGAGGAAAUGAUGCUGGAACAUGAGGCAUGCAAAGAGGAGCUGUCGAACGAGACUUACGGUCCACAGACGUUGAAGCAUCUGGUGCAGUCGGCUUCACUGUUGGCAAUUUUGGAGCGAGAGAAGUUCUUCCGGCAAGAUACGGCUUUUGUGGAGUUUGGAGCAGGUAAGGGUCAAGUCGCGUUCUGGCUAGCUACGAUCCUGCAGAAGUCGGGUUUGAGUAACGUGAAGGUGUUCCUGGUGGAUAAAGCGUCUCAUCGGCAUAAAAAGGACAACAAGAUCGAGGAUCGGGAGAUUAUCCAGAGGAUUCGGGCGGACAUCGGUGAUCUCGUGCUGCGGAAGCUGGAUGUGCUGAAAGGCAGCAGGAAUGUGGUAGGAGUAGGGAAACAUCUUUGCGGAGGAGCCACGGAUUUAGCGUUGCGUUGUCUGAUUCGGGCAAAUAAGGACAAAACAGGAGACGAUCAACUGCAGUCGGAAGGAUUCCUUUUUGCCCUAUGCUGCCAUCAUCGAUGCGACUGGAAGACGUAUGCCGGGAAGAAGUUCCUUCUGGAGAAGGGGAUCGGAAGAAAGGAGUUUAAUUUGAUCGUUAAAAUGGUCAGUUGGGCGGUAUGCGGUUCCGGAACUAGUCGAGAGAGGCGGAAGAACGAGACGACCGAUGACGGAGAUGGGAUUAAGUAUGGAUUGACGAGAACCCGACGGGAGGAGAUUGGAAGGAGGUGCAAACGAGUGCUGGACUGGGGACGGAUUCAACAUUUGAACCAGAAUGGGUUUGCGGCAGGACUCAAAUUCUACGCUAAAAGUGAAAUAACUCUGGAAAAUGUAUGCCUAGUUGGACACGUGAAAUAAAGGCUUUCUUUCGGAAA